Toxotes jaculatrix (banded archerfish) is the source of this 2538-nucleotide messenger RNA. RefSeq names its product heterogeneous nuclear ribonucleoprotein A3 (gene hnrnpa3). The coding region runs from base 128 to 1150 and encodes 340 amino acids. The transcript has 11 exons. NCBI's taxonomy places the organism in Eukaryota, Metazoa, Chordata, Actinopteri, Toxotidae. Gene Ontology annotation, molecular function: RNA binding. The record is from RefSeq and is a predicted model, not a curated record.
ACCACACAAGCUUUAUUGAGUACUUUUGGGUUGAAUAAUGCACGAUGGACUGACAUCCUGCAGGAUCGUCCUCCAUACCGGUUUCCUCAUCACAUGACGCACACAGCUCUGACUGCGCCUGUGGACAAUGGACAUCAGCAAAAUGGAGGACCGUGAAACUAAGGAACCUGAACAGCUCAGAAAGCUGUUUAUUGGAGGUCUGAGCUUUGAAACCACGGAGGAGAGUUUACGGGCCCAUUUUGAACAAUGGGGAGCUCUCACGGACUGUGUGGUGAUGAGGGACCCCAACAGCAAGCGAUCAAGAGGGUUUGGCUUUGUAACGUACUCCUCUGUAAGAGAAGUCGAUGAUGCCAUGAAAGCAAGGCCUCACAAAGUAGAUGGCCGAGUUGUUGAACCCAAGAGGGCCGUGUCCAGAGAGGACUCCAAUAAACCAGGUGCCCAUCUGACAGUGAAGAAGAUCUUUGUUGGUGGCAUUAAGGAGGACACAGAGGAGUACCAUAUCCGGGAGUAUUUUGAGAAAUAUGGAAAGAUUGAAUGCAUUGACAUCAUGGAGGAACGCUCCACUGGGAAGAAGAGAGGAUUCUGCUUUGUCUCUUUCGAUGACCAUGACACUGUUGACAAAAUUGUUGCCCAGAAGUUCCACACAAUCAACUUCCACAAUUGUGAGGUCAGGAAAGCUCUCUCAAAACAGGAAAUGAGUGCCAUAUCCAGUAACAGGGGCAGGAGUGGAGGAUCUGGAAACUUCAUGGGCAGAGGUAGUAAUUUUGGAGGUGGUGGAAACUUUGGCCGAGGUGGCUAUGGCGGAGGAAGAGGUGGUUAUGGUGAUGAUUUUGACAAUGGUCCAGGAGGGAAUUAUGGUGGAGGUCCAGGUUAUGGAGGAGGCAGAGGAGGUUAUGGAGGUGGUGGCCCGGGGUAUGGUAACCAGGGAGGUGGAUUUGGUGGCAGCUGCGAUGGAGGUUACGGCGGUAAUGACGGAGGUUAUGGAGGAGGCGGAAAUUACAACGACUUCGGAAAUUAUGGUGGACAGCAGUCAAACUAUGGGCCCAUGAAGGGAAACAACUUUGGUGGCAGAAACUCAGGUGGACCCUAUGGUGGUGGCUACGGCUCAGGUGGCGGCGGUGGAGGUGGCUACGGCUCGCGGCGAUAUUAAUUAUUUCAUGUUUUGAUGUGGAAAGAGGCAUUCUCUUCUUGCUGAAAAUCUGUAAAGACCUGAUAACAUGGGAGGUUCUGGAUGGGUAAGACUUUUUCAAAAUAUUAUCAAAGGCUGCUCAUAUUGUAAUCUAAUAGUGCAUAUGGUGAUAUGGUGAUUACACAAAGUGGAAGGGUCUUUUAAGGUAAACUGAGCAGGAUGACAUCCAGCAUUGUUCCACUUUGACCAGAAUCGACCUGUUGACUUUCACCACACUGCUUGGUAUACCUUGAAGAAAACAUUUGUUGUUUUACUGUUUUAUUGUCCUUUUAAUCUCUCCUAGUUCUGAUUAAGUUGGUAGUGACGAAACAUUCUUGGCAAAACAAGAUUACCAUGUUUUUCAAGAGAAGAAAAACAAUAGGGCUGUGACUAAACUGUUUACUGAUAAAGCUGUCCGUUAUUUUGAUUGAUUAUUUGACUUAUAAAAGACGUUCAAAUUAUUAAAAUGCAAGACCAAGAAAAGCAGCAUAGUGUAAUACAUACUAGUGUUCCAGUCAUAAAAGGGCUGGUAAUCAGCACUUUGAUGAGCUGAUUUUUUUAAGGCAACAGAGAAAAGUGUGACAGGGCCACAAAGUGGUCAGAAAGUCUACCCAAAUCACGGGCAUCUUCCAAAAAGAAACUGAAAUUUUAAAAAAUUGUCAGGGAUACAAAUGGCAUCACGUGAGAGCAAAUAUGGUCACAAGCUGAAACUGCCAGCAACAAACAGGAAAAAGGUAGACACAUAUUCACAAAUACUAAUAGUGAAGUGUUAGCUUGUUGCUUGAUUUUUACUGUAGCACAUUUGGUCUACCCCCUCUGAGUUCAACUAAAGUUCAGAUGUCCAGGGAAAUACUGCAAGUUUUCCUCAAAGAAUUGGAAAUUCCAGAUCUGCUGCCACUGUUCCUGUAGCUUUUAACUAGUAGCACUAGUUGAGAUUUUGAGGACGGAGCAAAAAUUUCAGAAAUUUUGAGACAGUUUCAAUUUGGAAUUCAGAUCAUUUUAACCUAUAAUACUGCAAUACAGGUGCAUUGAAAAUAUAUUUGACCUUUACUGUAGUGAGGAAGUCUGUGCCAGGUUUGUUACUUCUCAGAGGAAGAAGUAAAACCCACAAAAUGACAUGUUCUGAUCUUAGGUUUUAAGCAUUUUGUGUGCAAAAGGAUUCAUACUUGCACAAAACAUAAUGCCUACAAAUAUGUUUCCCAAUCAGUUGGAUAGUAUUUCUACUGUGGAAUGUAGAAUGAUGACUUCAUUAAAUGGAAUAAAGCUGUGCUUGCUAAAAGCGCACGUGUCAAUAAACCAUGUUGGUUUAAGUGUAAGAUAUGUGUAUGUAAAAUGUGAACUGCGUUCUUAAAUAAAAACAUUUUCCUUAA